Messenger RNA from Suillus subaureus, 387 nucleotides. RefSeq lists its product as uncharacterized. The record is from RefSeq and is a predicted model, not a curated record. Lineage: Eukaryota; Fungi; Basidiomycota; Agaricomycetes; Boletales; Suillaceae. The transcript has 3 exons. The coding region runs from base 1 to 387 and encodes 128 amino acids.
AUGAAGAAGAAUGGUUGGCAGGGCAGGUUGCAGGAACUGGCAGAUGAUCACGCUAAGCCCCUUGUGGACCCAUAUGCUGCUGGCGAAGGGAGACAUCAUGUAUCGUGGAUUUGGAUGAUGGAUGGUGUUGAUCAUGGCAAUGAUGGUGACGACGAUGAGGUGGAAUUACUCAGGGAAGAGAUGCGCAGGGUGCUGGAAUUUUUUACCUGGCAGCAAGCACAGUGGGAAGAACAGGGAAAGGCAUGUGUUGGGGAGUGUGCCACUGACAUCGAAGACCAUUUUUGUGUCCUAUGGGCACCCUUUCUUUCACUGGAAGAUCCCAUUGACCCGCCACCUCAAUUGACUGAACAUUCAGUACCAGACCUCAUGAUUCCCGACAUUCCCUAA